AGAACAGAACCAGCGUUCUUUAAAUCCCUGGUUCUGAUGCUGCUGCCCCAACAGAUGACAGUAGAGAUGAUGCUGUCAACCACAGAAUAACACAAAAUAAAAGCCAUAAUUAUAAGAUAAUUAUGGGAAAACAAUUAAAUCCACAGAACCAAAUAUAUAUUCACUACAAAACUGUAAGACUAUCUCAAAGACAUUUUUCUAAAUAUGUUUCGGUUGCAUUUCAGAGACUGUGCAGCAAAUGCUGCAUGUUUUACAUUUCUUUGUCCCGUUGCUAUGGCAGCACAUUCUGGUUUGUUUCAACAGUUAAACUUUUAUAUUUUCUUCUGCUGGGAGAAGCGGAUCAGUGAGCCACAAUGCCUCCAAAGAAAGGCAAAAAGGGCAAAAAAGGGAAAGGCGGGAAGGUGAACCCCUUCAUGCUGCUGGACUCUGCGCCCAUACAGGACAUGUCCAAGGAUCAGUUGUGGGAUUUCGCCCUCCGGAUCCAGGAGGAGCUGGACACGGUGCGGAAGGAAAAGAGCCUCUUCCAGCUGGAGCGGGACAAGACCAAGAUCGUUUGGGAGACGAUCAAGAAGAACCUGGAGGAGUCCGAGAUCCAGCUGAGGAAUACCACUGCAGAGAGGUCAGAGGUCGACGAGCAACACAGAGAGGAGAUGACUGUCUACAAGCAGAAGAUGAAGCACGUCCUGUCCGAGCAGCACAACGCCGUCUCUGAGGUGAAGACGGACGCCGUGACGUGCCGCUCACUGCAGCAGAAGCAGAGCACGGACGUGGAGCUGGAUCUGCGCCGGCAGCUCCGGGAUCUGCAAAUGGACAACAGAGAGAAGAGGCUCCAGGAGCACGCCUCCAUCAAGAUGCUGAAGCUGAACCACCAGAGGGAGCUGAUGAGGCUCGGCGGAGAGUUUGAGCGCCGGAUGCAAGUGCUGGAGGUGCAGAAGCUGGUCACCAUACGGUCCCUGGCAGAGAUGUUCCAGAGGAAGCUGAUGAACGCUCUGACGGAGAUCGACACCUUCAAGAAAUGUCACCUGGUGUCCCUGAACAAGGAACACGACAACAGGAGAGAACGGACAGAAGGGACGUUUGAGGAAUUCCUGGACACAAAGCACUACGAGCAGCACACCUGGAAGGGCGAGCUGAAGAAGCUGCAGAACCAGAAGCUGCGGUGGGAGAAGAAGAUCUCAGCAGCUGAGCAGGAGAACCAGCAUCUGAAGACGACGCUGCAGGAGGUCCAGCAGAAGCUGCCGGAGCUGCACAGACGGCUACAGGAGCACCAGCACUCCAAGCAGAGGAUGGAGGAGUACCGAGCUCAGCAGAAGCUGGUUGAUCAGGAGCUCAGAGACCUGACGGUGGAACACGAGCUGCUGCUGCAGGCCUUCCAGAAGGUGCAGCAGGAGCGUGACGAGCUGCUGAGGAGGCAGACGCAGAGCAUCCUGGACGUCCAGCAGAGGAGCGGCCUUAAGAAGAUCCUGCUGCAGAGGAAGCUGGAGGCGCUGAGCCAGACUCUGGAGAAGAAGGAGGCGCAGCUGAGCGCCGCGCUGUCCGUCUGCAGCGUGGAGCCCACGGCGCGCAGCAGCGCCGCCUACAAGCUGCAGGAGAUUCUGGAGUCCAAACGGACCGCCAUGGAGGCUCUGCAGCUGGACCUGGACCAGGGCGCCCAGGAGUAUGAACAGCUGCUGUGCAGUCUGAAGGGCGACCUGGAGGCCGCCGGCAUCUUGCCGUUCCAGUUUCCCUUCAGAGCCACCCAGAAGGUUCUGGAGGAAGUCCGGCCGGAUCUGAAAGCCCAACCAAACCGGCCCCAGAAGGACGUCCCCAAAUAAAGCGACAUUUCAGUUUUUAUUCAGUUUGACAUGAAAAGCAGUGGCGUUGUUAUUAAAUUAAAAUGAGUUUGGUUGGAAACGCCUCUGCUUCCUGGUCCAACUGUAAAAACAUCCGGAACCAGAAUUUCUGACAUUCAACAUCUCCUUUAUUGUUAGUGAUAUUUGAGAAAAAGAAAGCAACACAUGAGCAGCAGCUCGGCCACAGCGGGUCACCAGUACAAA
Poeciliopsis prolifica (blackstripe livebearer) is the source of this 2036-nucleotide messenger RNA. Its product is annotated as dynein regulatory complex subunit 4-like. NCBI's taxonomy places the organism in Eukaryota, Metazoa, Chordata, Actinopteri, Cyprinodontiformes, Poeciliidae. Gene Ontology annotation, cellular component: motile cilium; Golgi apparatus; microtubule. Gene Ontology annotation, biological process: flagellated sperm motility. The record is from RefSeq and is a predicted model, not a curated record. The transcript has 11 exons. Bases 354 to 1814 code for a protein of 486 amino acids. Gene Ontology annotation, molecular function: microtubule binding; small GTPase binding.